Messenger RNA from Hemibagrus wyckioides, 2608 nucleotides. It is a transcript of the gene poglut3, whose product is annotated as protein O-glucosyltransferase 3. The transcript has 8 exons. Gene Ontology annotation, molecular function: protein binding; glucosyltransferase activity. The record is from RefSeq and is a predicted model, not a curated record. Bases 37 to 1605 code for a protein of 522 amino acids. Gene Ontology annotation, cellular component: endomembrane system. NCBI's taxonomy places the organism in Eukaryota, Metazoa, Chordata, Actinopteri, Siluriformes, Bagridae.
AGAAAGUUCCCGUAUGAAAACGCGGAAACAGCAGAGAUGCUGCAGAGAAACUGUUUAAAAACUUUAUUCCGUGCACAACACGCGUUAUUAACGCUUUAUAUCGCUUCAGUUCUCAUCAGUCAGGGAGACCCGGGGCUCUGUCAGGAGGAGAAAGCUCCAAUUAGUCCACAAAGAUGUAUAGUUUGGGGAGCGGGACUGGAUCCGCGCGUGGUGCUUCCGGUGCGUUAUUUCUACAUCCAGGCGGUGAAUAAAGACGGAGAAAACAUCACCGAGUCUCCGGGUAGAGACUCGUUCCAGGUGAGUGUGAGCGCUGUCUCGGGGCAGGAGCGAGUGCGUGUUCACGUUCCUGCCCCUCUUGACCGGAGCGACGGCUCCUUCCUGGUGAGGUUCCGGCUUUACUCCAGUGUGGUGACCGGUCUGAAGGUGGAGGUGUUUCACAAACACACACCUGUGGCUCAGUCUCCAUACACACUGACAGGAGCGGUGUAUCAUGAGGACUGUGACUGUCCUGAUGAUGACGCUGAGGCGUGGCUGAGUGUGCUGAAGUGUCCGAGGGUAGAUCCUCAGGUGGAGCAGGAUUUCAGCGCUUUUCCUUCCAUUGACCUGCAGCGAGUGAGACAGGAAGUUCCCUUGCGCUUCACGAACCGAGGGGUCAUUCACUACGCCAUCAUCAACAACCAGCUGCACCGCCGCACACUUGGGAAAUACACCGACUUCAAGAUGUUCUCAGACGAGAUGCUGCUUUCACUCACACGCAAAGUCCGCGUGCCUGACGUCGAGUUCUUCAUUAAUGUUGGUGACUGGCCGUUAGAGACGCGCAAAGUUUCUGAUGUUCCUGGACCAGUUCCCAUAAUCUCAUGGUGCGGCUCAAAGGACACACGUGAUAUCAUCCUGCCCACUUAUGACAUCACUCACUCCACCUUAGAGACGAUGAGGGGAGUGUCCAACGACCUGCUGUCUGUCCAGGGAAAUACAGGUCCUGUGUGGAGGAAUAAAACGGAUCGAGCAUUUUUCCGAGGCAGAGACAGUCGUGAGGAGAGAUUAAACCUCGUCUCUAUGUCCAAAAAAAAUCCCGAGCUGCUGGACGCCGGGAUCACGGCUUUCUUCUUCUUCCGUGAACGAGAGAAAGAUCUCGGCAAAACGCCUCUAGUCGGCUUCUUCGACUUCUUUAAGUAUAAGUACCAGGUGAACAUGGACGGGACCGUAGCUGCGUACAGGUUUCCCUACCUGAUGUUGGGGAACAGUGUGGUAAUGAAGCAGGACUCUCCUUAUUACGAACACUUCUACACACACCUGAGGCCCGGGCGCCAUUACUUACGGAUCAGGAGAGAUCUGUCUGAUCUGAUUGAGAAAAUCCAGUGGGCAAAGGAGAAUGAUGGUGAAGUGGAGGCUGUAGCGAGGGCGGGGCAGGCGCUGGUCAGAGAACUGCUACAACCUCACAGACUCUACUGUAAUUACUACAUGGUGCUAAAGUCAUAUGCAGACCGACAAGUGGGUAAACCUGCUGUCCAUCCUGAUAUGGAGCGAGUGAGACAGCCGUCUGACCACAGCGCAGCGUGCGACUGCCACAGGAGGACACGGGAUCGGCCGAGCGACGAGCUCUGACAGACGAGGAGCGCUGAAAACAUCAAACCUUUCUACCUGCCACUGUGGGCGUGUCCCAAACCACACCCCCAUGUUUACUGCGUAGGCCACACAAACACUUUCACCUGCAGCUGAGGGUAAAGACACCUCGGCUGUGUCUCAUUCAGCAGUGAGGGACUCGCACUGUGCUGCCUGUGAAGGAGGGACCAGUUAGUGUUCUGUAUGUCCUGAUAAUACAGUGGAUAAAUCAGUCAUCAUUUUAUAUCGAUAACACACACGCGCGCACACACACACACACACACACACACACAAUGAUUAUAUUUUCUAAGUGAAGAUGCUUUUAGUGUAUUAUAUUUUCUCAAAGAGAAUCCAAGCCUGGCUUUUAAGCUGAUUGUUUACUGUCCUGUACUGUAACAGCAACAUGAGCAAAUUGUGUGUGUGCGUGUGUGUGUGUGCGCGAGUGUGUGUGUGCAUGUGUGUGCGUGUGUGUGAGAGAGAAAGAGUUUUAUGUGUAUUGUUUACAUUUCACAAAAGAGCUGCUAAGAUUUGUCACCUCAGAUCCUUCAAGUGAAUAAAACGAUUUAUUUCAUGAUUCUUUUUUGAUUUAAUCUUCAUGAGAUCUUCAUGAUCCUCUGUUCUUCCUCUUUACCGUGUGUCCGAGAGUUUCUGUUCUCUGUCCACUUGAGUGACCGUGUGUUCUGUGUGUUAGACUGAAUGGACUGCAGAUUAUCGUGGUUUAAACAGGUAUAAAGCUCCAUGUUUGAUAUUUGAAAAAUAAGGUGAAGAUGAAGAGAGACAGGUUGUCGUCUGUUCUGCCCAAGAGAACUGCAGGGACAGUGUGAAGAAAUCUAGCUGUCUGUGUGUUGUGUGUAAUGUAGUAUUGUGUGUAGUGUUGUGUAGUGUUGUAGUGUGUAGUUUUGUGUGCUGUGUGUGUAGUGUUGUGUGUGGUGGUGUGUUGUGUGUAGUGCAGUAUUGUGUAGUGUUGUGUUUUGUGUAUUGUUGUGUGUAGUAUUGUGUGUAGUGU